AUGGCGCUAAAUAUUGGUCAUAUCAUCAAGGGACGAUAUAGGUCGUAUCGGCUCGUGGAGGCUUUGAAGACUCCCACGGUUUUCAAAGCGCAGCUGUUAUCUGAUCCGGCCAUCAAGCCGGCCUCUGUUGUUGUGAAAACUGAGCCUGGUCCAGAGAAGAUCUGCUUGAGACGCGAAUGGAAUAAUUACAGAAUACCUGCUAUUGCAACGUCCAAGUACAUUCGAGAGUUAUGCGAUGUUAUCAGCUCAAACAAAGAAGAACAAAGGGCAGUGGAGGCGGACCCAGAAGCUGAUACUUUAUACCUAGUCUUUGAAUGGAUGGAUCAUGCUCUGAGAACCGUCCCUCCCUUUGGAUACCAAAUCAACUCUGAUCUUCCCAAAGUUAUCAGCAAAGCAGUGCUUUCUGCUCUUGCUCUUCUUACUCAGCUCAACGCAGUGCAUACAGAUAUCAAUCCCAACAAUGUCUUUCUUUCCAACGUCGGUGGACCGUCUCCGAUAGUAAAAGUGGGUGAUUUAGGAAAUAUGCUGUUACAGGGUUACAAUAAGAUCCGCGUCCAGAGCCUUCCCACGCGCGCACCAGAGGUCUGGCAAGGCUUGGGAUGUUUUCAUUCAUCUGACGUGUGGUCCUUUGGUGUUACUAGGCCCAUAUUCGGGGCCAAGGACAAGAUAGUCGAAAACCUGACGGAGGCAUGGUGUAUUGCCAAGAUUCGACGUCUUGUUGGGCCUAUAGGACCCCCUAUCAGCAAUCGCGAUUAUGAGGAAGAAUUUUUCAUAGCGGAACAUUUGGAGUCGUCAACGUUCAAACAUCCGGACACUGGUCUAGAGACUCCCUUCAUAAAGGUGGGCUCCUUACGCGAAGAACUCGAAAAGCUACCGGGGCCAAAGAUCUCGCCUGAGUUACUGGACUUCAUUGAGUUCUUACUUGUGGUUGAUCAUACGAAAAGACCAACAGCAUCUGAAGCACUGCAACACCCAUAUUUACAAUCUCUUGAAGCUUCGGAAUAA
Aspergillus viridinutans is the source of this 1005-nucleotide messenger RNA. RefSeq lists its product as uncharacterized. The transcript has 5 exons. NCBI's taxonomy places the organism in Eukaryota, Fungi, Ascomycota, Eurotiomycetes, Eurotiales, Aspergillaceae. The coding region runs from base 1 to 1005 and encodes 334 amino acids. Gene Ontology annotation, molecular function: protein serine/threonine kinase activity; ATP binding. Gene Ontology annotation, biological process: peptidyl-serine phosphorylation; peptidyl-threonine phosphorylation. The record is from RefSeq and is a predicted model, not a curated record.